AUGAAGUUUGGUGCUCUUGCUUCAUCAAUUCUCUGCCUGGCUGCGAGUCAGCUUGUCACCGCAGAGACCUCCACCUCGACGUUGACAAAUACUAUCACUAAAACGCUGGUCCGAGUCAGCACUGUGACUUCAGCAGGGGACGAGCCGGCCUCAACCACGAUCCAUUCUUCUGUCAUCCCUGCUAGUGCAACUGCUCCCUUUAGAAGUGGAUUUGUCUCGAGCACUCCGCUGCACUCUGCCAGCGCUUCCUCGACUUCGACCGCGUCGACCAGUUCGUCCGCUUCUGGAACCCCGCACUCGGGGGCAGGCCGCACUGGAGAUUCUGGCAUGCCUGCGGCUCUUGUUGCUGGCUCGUUGGCUCUUGUACUGGGCUACUGGUAA
This is a messenger RNA of Aspergillus tanneri, 381 nucleotides long. RefSeq lists its product as uncharacterized. The transcript has a single exon. Bases 1 to 381 code for a protein of 126 amino acids. NCBI's taxonomy places the organism in Eukaryota, Fungi, Ascomycota, Eurotiomycetes, Eurotiales, Aspergillaceae. The record is from RefSeq and is a predicted model, not a curated record.